Notodromas monacha is the source of this 230-nucleotide messenger RNA. The record is from the annotation of a GenBank genome assembly. NCBI's taxonomy places the organism in Eukaryota, Metazoa, Arthropoda, Ostracoda, Podocopida, Cyprididae.
GCCGAGCCGCGAUGCAUUGGGCUUUGCGCUUACCAAAAGGUGAUCAAGAUUAUCCUGAAUUAGCUGAACAGGUUCAUCAACAAUUAGAUCGGAUGUAUCAACUUGUUGAAAAAAUACAUGCCGGGCAAUGUCGUGGUGCUACAGGCGAAGUCAUUCAGGAUGUAGUCAAUAUUGGUGUAGGUGGUUCUGAUCUUGGGCCAUUGAUGGUGAGUCAUACUUUAUCUGACUAU